Messenger RNA from Cucurbitaria berberidis CBS 394.84, 4458 nucleotides. RefSeq names its product RhoGAP-domain-containing protein. The transcript has 2 exons. The coding region runs from base 1 to 4458 and encodes 1485 amino acids. Gene Ontology annotation, biological process: regulation of GTPase activity; signal transduction. NCBI's taxonomy places the organism in Eukaryota, Fungi, Ascomycota, Dothideomycetes, Pleosporales, Cucurbitariaceae. The record is from RefSeq and is a predicted model, not a curated record. Gene Ontology annotation, cellular component: cytoplasm. Gene Ontology annotation, molecular function: phosphatidylinositol binding.
AUGCUUCAGGAAAGCAGAGCGCAGGCGGCAUCUCUCCUCGAGUCCCCCUUCCGCCCCUUGGCAUCGCACGACGUCGUGCUGGGGCAUCGCAAAGCAGUCCCAAGUCCUCUGCCUCCAUCUGGCACCACUCGAGUCGCAUACCACGAAGAGCCUCGCUCGCCGCGCGAGAAGCUCGACGCACUCCUAGCAGAGGAAGAACACCAUCAUCGUCCGCCGCCCACGCCGCCCAACUUCGCCGCCUCCGCCAGUGCCUUCACCCAGCCGACACGGCCGUCUGCGUAUGCUGCCCAGCUACGGCACACUUCGUCGCCCACCCUGUCGUCGUCGGCUGGCCGCCUCUCCCCGCCAGCCUCGCCCGUCGCCAUGCCUCCCCCCUCGCGGCCCCACCGUCCAGAGACGCGACCCGCGGCGCCUGUCCGCAACGCCUCGAUAGACUCGGCAGCUUCGUCGCUGUCGUCGAGUGCCUCGCAGCACCGCGCCCCGGCUGGCCAUGCCUACAGGCCCUCGCAAGACACCAGCACCGCCAACCCCCCCGACAUGGACCGUCUCAUAGCAGCUGCAGGCUCUCCAGAGGCUGCUCUACUAGCGCUAUGGAAGGAGAAGCAGAGCACGGCCAGUCACAACGCACAGCUCUGGCGCCUGGUCGAGAAGCAGCGCUCCAUGAUCAUCGGCCUGCAAAAGGACCUCGAGCGCGCCCUCAAAGACAAGGACCGUUACCGCAAGAAAGUAAAGGACUUCGCCGACCAGGUGCCACCAGUGCCUGGUGCACUGCACACGUCCGACACCUUCACCUCUGUUGUGGAACGCGAUUCCAGCCAGUCUCCGGCCCUCAGCGAGAGACCUGAGGAACACGCCAAGGGCACCGACCCCAGGUCCACCGAGCACAAGUCCUCUCCGCUGACACAAGAGCACCAUGCACCGCAUUUGAUACCAGACUCACAGCUGCAACAGUCGCCCUCGCAUUCCUCAGACGCCUACACUGCAUCGAACCCUGCGUCCGCAUCGAGUUUCAAUUCUCCAACAGACUAUUCUGUCCAGCCCCUUCACAUUGGCGGCAGAGGGCUCGGUCUUGACACUACGUUGCUAGAGAACGGCCGCGCUGCGCAGACCCCAGAGAAGCCAGACACCCCAGCACAACGACCAUCUGGUACCACGCCGGCAUCUAGCGAAGCGCAACUCCAGCCCCCACAAAUCUCCCUCAUACAAGCAACCCCUGUCAUUGGCGGAGAGGGAUUCGAAUCACCACCACGGAAGCCAGUGCAACCACUGCGGAAAGCCCCGCCCACGCCCCUCAAUCUCUCCAAGCCCGUCACGACCAGUGCCCAUCUUCACCAGGCUGUCCAUGGGAACGACGAGGAUUCGGAUUACGAUGACACUCUGGAGGUCGAUGAGAUACCCAUCGUGGAGCAGCGGGGCAGGAGAAAGACCCGUGAAGAAGAUGACCGUGUCCGCGAGGCCAUGUAUUCAGUGGACGAGGCCCCUCGAAGCAAGUCCAAGAAGAAGAAGAGCGAAAGCAAGAGCAAGCAAACCACACCCUCUGCCGAAGCGCCGGUAAACGAGGAAGCUGCAGCAGUCCCCCUGUCGCCACGCUUAUUCAAUCCUCUGCAGGCCGGGCUACCACUUUCUCCCCGCCAUCCGCCAGCGAGCUCACUAAAUGCCCUGCUCAGUCCAACAAACUCAGACAGUUCAAUGGUGGUCAACCGGAGCGUAGCAUCCAUCGCAUCGCCUCUGAUGAGUCCCGGUCUUCCCUCCAGUCCGCGCCCUGGGGAUCGACCAUUGAGGUCGCCGUUGCCAAGGCACCCAAAACAAACGAUAGCAUCCCCGCCCUUGUCGCCGAGUGCCAUAGUUCAUCCACCGCGCACGUUUCAACAACCGGUCCCAUUACUGCCCAACACACCUCAGUCGGACCAGUCAACUCCAGCUGCACAGACUCAGAGGGUUGCCCAACCCAGCGGCAAUCCGUCAUCAAAUCUUCUAGCGGUGCCCAACGCGCAACCCAGUCCAGACUCUGACUCGAGCACCUUGUACGAGGCUUCCGAUGCAGAGCAUGUUUAUCGGGGCCUUGUCUCCGACCAGUAUCCCGGACUUUUGCUUCCUCCCAAUGCGCUGCCUUCUAUCGAGGUAAAGGUCUUUUCGUCUCGUCUUCGUCCGUCUCGCCUGAGCUUCCUAGCCCCAAGACCACAAGAAGAAGACCCGGUUUUUAUUCUUGCAGUCUAUGCCCGCUCGGACAAUAAGCAGUUAUGGCGUGUUGAAAAGACCAUUGCUACGCUGCCUACCCUUGACUCUCAGCUCCGAUCGUUGUGCGACUUCCAAGGCAGACUGCCUGACCGAGCCCUGUUUGGUGGCCAUGCGCCUGCUAAAAUAGACGCUCGAAGAGUUGCGCUCAAUCAGUACUUCGACACUAUCUUGGAAACACCCAUGACCGAAAAGACCGCCUUGAUCGUCUGCGACUAUCUCUCCAUGGACGUGAUUGGUGCACAAGCUGGCGAUCGGCUAGCCCCAGAGCCCGCCGCGGGCCCAGUUGUGGCUGCACCAAAGACUCGGCAGCGGAAAGAGGGCUAUCUCACCAAACGCGGCAAGAACUUUGGUGGCUGGAAGGCUCGCUUCUUUGUCCUUGACGGCCCUGAGUUCAGAUACUACGAGUCAGAAGGCGGUGCGCACCUGGGAACCAUCAAGCUGCAAAGUGCUCAGAUCGGCAAACAGUCACAGCAGCAGUCUAAUCAGUCACCGCAGCGACGUGACGAUUCAGAAGACAACCAGUACCGUCAUGCUUUUCUGAUUCUAGAACCGAAACGAAAGGAUUCAACCAGUUUGGUGCGCCACGUGCUUUGCGCAGAGAACGACGAGGAGCGAGAUGCCUGGGUCGAGGCGCUCCUGCAACACGUGGACUACCCAGAGGAUCCCUCACCUAUGGAGGUUCCAGCCCCUACUACGGCGCGUCUACAGAAGCAGCAACCUAGUCAAGACUCAGCUCGUUCCCAGAGGAAAGAAAGCCCAGAUCUAGAGAGGCCAGAUCGACUACAGGGUCUCAGCUACGACGAUACGGUAGCAGCAGAAGCUCCUAUGCGCGGUCCAAAUCAUCGAGAUGGUAUGGCAGCCAAACCAUCGCGAGGGUCCCCAAAGAUGUCAUCGUUCUCUCAAGACAAUCUCGGUCACUAUCCCUCCAUCUCCGGUCCGAGCAACGGAACCCCGAUCAAGGAUGUAGGGAACUGGGGUAACAAGUUAACGCCCGGACCAACAGCUAUCAAAGAUAAGAAGCGCAGUAUCUUUGGCUUCAGGGCCCGCGGCUCGUCAGACCUUGCACCUAUCCAAAUAGGCAACCCGCUACAAACGGCCGUGGAACAGCGGACGAUGCCGGCGAACCGCAGCAUCUUUGGUAUCCCUCUUCAAGAAGCUGUUGAAUUCACUCAACCUGCAGGCGUCACCGUCGAGCUACCAGCUGUGGUCUACCGAUGCUUGGAGUACCUCAGAGAAAAACAAGCGACGAGUGAAGAAGGCAUCUUUAGGCUUAGUGGGUCGAACAUCGUCAUCAAAGGCUUGCGUGAUCGAUUCAACACGGAGGGCGACAUUAGGCUUCUAGAGGGGCAGUAUUACGACGUCCAUGCUGUUGCUUCGCUCUUGAAGUUGUAUCUGCGAGAGCUUCCCGCAUCGAUCCUAACCCGAGAACUGCAUUUGGACUUUCUCAAGGUUCUCGAUAUGGAUGAGCGUGGCAAGAAGAUUCAGACGUUCAACGUCCUUGUGCAUAAGCUACCUACGGUCAAUUUCGAACUACUCCGCCACCUCUCUUCAUUCUUGAUUGAGAUUGUCGAAAACUCUGGAGUGAACAAGAUGACUGUCCGAAAUGUCGGCAUUGUCUUUGCUCCCACUCUGAACAUUCCCGCCCCACUGAUAUCCUUCUUCCUCACAGACUACGCGGACAUUUUCGGCACCGCACUCGACGAAGCAAGCUCUCCGAUCCACGAAAUUCGGAAUAAUGCAUCCAAUCUAGGAGAUGAUGCCAUUCGAUCCCCUCGACGGCAGAUGUUCUCUGAUCUUCCUACGCCUGCGUACAACGAGACCACCUUUCAGCAACGUUUUGACCGGCAACCACCAAAUUUCCAAGCAAGCGCUACUCCAAGCUACCCACCGCCACAACCUCCACAGCAACAACAACAGCAGCAGCAACAAGCUCAAUACAGCGGCUACGAGUCCGGCUUUAUUCCUAUUCGCCCCAUUUACGAAACCCCGGCUUAUGAGCAACCAUAUCAAGGAGAAGGAUAUGGUAGUCUUAACGGUGCUAUUCAAACCGGUACCGCCAGAGAACAACGCCAGCGACGACGAGAGUCGGGCAUGCUUCUGAUGAACAUGGGCAUGGGCGCUCCGCGAAAGGGCUCAAACGGCUCCAACCCCCCGGCGAACCCUCGCAUGGAACCGCGCGCGACCAAUCUAAUGGUGCAAGAAGAGACUGCCUUUGACUAG